Pieris macdunnoughi is the source of this 312-nucleotide messenger RNA. The record is from the annotation of a GenBank genome assembly. NCBI's taxonomy places the organism in Eukaryota, Metazoa, Arthropoda, Insecta, Lepidoptera, Pieridae.
AUGACUAGUACCAUAAAAGUUCAUGAAGAAAAAGUACCUGUUGACCCUGUAUUGUUGUUCCAACGCAUGAGUAUUACUGCAGCAUUUCAAGAUGAAAUAGAAAACUAUUUUGAAUAUGAACUAUCUCCCUACCCUCUAUCGUUAUUUGAUGACAUCGGGAUACGUAAAACACAGAAGUCUGCAAUUUACGAUUGUUUCGAAAAGGUAGACUUUGAUAUUAACAACACAAAUGCGACAAAUACAUCAUUGACGGAGGAUACUUACUACAUCGCGUUGUAUGGGAUAGUGAAGAAACAUUCAACGUUAUAUUAG